UUCGUUUAGGAACUUCCGCUCGUGCGAUUGAUUGUUGUAGUCUCGAAUAUUUAGACUAAUGCAAGUAGAAUCUGGACAAAAUGACCAGAGGUUCGUACACGUUUCGUGAAAAUGUCCCCGAAUGUGAGCAUGAUACUUCUUACAGAUCAUGUCUUUGUGCUUUAUUAUUGCUUUUAUGCAUUUGUUUAAUAACUGUGAUUGCCGGUAUGAUUUGGACAUACAGGAUAGUUAUUGAAAAAAUUCACGAUCCUAAGUUGGAUAGGAGUGCUACUUCUUCAGAUCAAAAAUAUGUAUAUGAAGAAAUUGCACCAACAAAUCAUGAAAUCAUUACGAGAACGACUACCACAUUAUUAGCACGAACUUCAAGGAAAGAUACAUUUCAAAGUAACACACCAUUUGCAGCUACAACAUCGUACUUCAAAGAAACAAGCACCUCUACCCCUAAACAAAUACCUCCUGAAACAGAAAAUACGACCUUGUUCGAAAAUUACACAUUCAAGGAUGAUAACAUUAGCAAUGACUACAACGAAACAAGAACAUCAAGUGUUUUGAUAGAAGAGACGUCGUACAAAUACGAAACAGAAGGGGAAACGGUUUUUGAAACUACCGAAAGUUUGGGAAAUACUUUAGCAAUUGAUGACACGAUAACUACAGAUGCAGAGACCAGCGGAGAAGUUCAAACAACAUCCUCACCAGAUGAAACAGAUCAUGAAUCUGAAACAGAAGACUAUUCACGAGUUACAUAUGGGACUGAGAGAGAAUUUCGAACAAUAAAAUCUUCACUAGCAAUAAACGAGAUUGUAAGUGAAGCUCAAACAACAAUAUCUUCACUAAUGACAAACGAUGUUCAGAGUAUAAAUGAAGUUCAAACAACAAAAUCUUCACUAGGAACAAAUGAGGUUCAAAACACAAGUGAACUUCAAACAUCUACAUCUUUACCAGUUAGAAACACGGAAUUGUUUACUAAGUUAGAUACAAUUCGAACAAAUAGUGGAAGUUCUGAAAUUAAUAAUACCAUGCUACUCAGAAUAUCAACAGUUGACGAUAGAAUUAUUUUUAACCAAAGUUCUUUUGAAAAUCAACAGCUUUUGUCAACUACGAAAAAAGUAUCAGCAUUAACAACUGAAUACGAAAAUGAAACGCAUACAACCAAAGAUGCCCCCCAAAAGUCAACAGCGGCGUCACUACCACCAACAACGACGCCGCCAACAACGACGCCUUGUAUCCCAGUAGUCAAUCCAGCGAUGACAACGGCGCUUGUUACAAAAGCAGAGCCCGUAUGUUUUACAACUGGAUGUAAAUCAACGGCGUCCCGCAUGUUAAGCCUCAUGGACCAUUCCGCAGAUGCGUGUGAAGAUUUCUACCAGUUUGCUUGCGGUGGUUUGCGAGAGAAUUCUGCUGAUUCAAAUGUUUGGACCGCAAUAGCAGAGGAACUGGAUAAAAUUGAUGAAACCUCGUCACUACUGUAUUUACAAAAAUAUGCCGCUUUUUAUAAAAGUUGCGUAGAACAUGAAUAUAUUUUCGAAUAUGAAAAUCGAUUAAAAAGAAUUAAGGAGCUCGUAAACGAAGUAGGUGAAAUUUUUGUGAUACCAGAAGCUGACUCAGCUGUGGAUAUAACAGAAUUAUUUGCCAAAUUGGUCUUGAGAUCUUCACUGCCCUUUAUGGAUGUUUACAUUGAGGAGGAAAAACAAAAUUCAACUUUCGUUUUUCAGUUGACUUUGCCCGGCAAAAGUUUCGCAUUCAGUGGAACAGGACGUUGGUCAGCAGGAUCAGACGGUCAAAGGCGAUGUUUGAACGUGAUCCGAGGCCAGUUGCACGGCCGGAACUUGGACUUGGGAAAGAUUCACGAUGUGUAUUUGAACUGUCUCAGGAACUAUUCAAUAUAUUUUAAUUCAAUAGAAAAUGUCGUUAGAGCUCUCGGAGUUUUCUCUCAACUGCAUGCGUACAAUCAGACGCAAAGGAUACAGGAAUUGAGAUUCACGAUUGAGUGGAACAUACUGGAUCUUAUAACGUUCGAUUCGUUAAAUGUCAAAAAAAGUCUUGUAUAUAAAAAAUACAAGGUGCUUAAAAUAUCUGAUCUACAAAAAAAUUAUCCCCUGCUCCAAUGGAAGAAAUUUUUCGAAUUACUGAGUGGAAGGAAUAUCGACGAUAAUCUUUCCGUACACGUCUACUGUAUAGAAUAUUUUAAAAAUUUAUUUCAAGAACUUCGCAGCACACCUAAAAGGAAGUUAAAAAAUGCCUUAAUAGCAAUUUAUGCACGCGAAUUAUUUGAAAAUUUGGUUGUUACUCAAACUGGAAACGAUCGCGAAGAGUAUUGUUUGAAACUAUCUUCUUACUUAUUCCCAGAUGUGAGUUCUUUGUUGUAUUCUAAAACUUGGUUUCCGAAAUCGAAGGAAGUAACAGAAAAGUUCUUUGCAAAAGUGUUUCUCGAAUUGAAGCAUAAUUUUUCGAGAACUUUAAACAGUGUAGACUGGCUAGAUGAUACAACAAAGACAGCUGUUUUAUUGAAAGUGCAAAAUUUGAAUGUGGCUUUCGCUAAAGCUGACGAUAAUUACAACAAUAAGACUUAUAUGGAAGAAAAAUACUCAAAUUUGAAUGUAACUUCGGCAGAUUUUAUAGGAAACUUUGUACAGACCGAUAUAUUACGGAAGAAAGCGUUAUAUAGCUUGGAAGGAAACAAAUUUUCUUCUAAUUUAGUUUGGGGUCCGUUGAUUACUACAUAUGAGAUGAAACCAUUUACCGUUUAUUCAAAAAAGCUUACAAUAUUUCCGCCUGCUGUACUUAGAAAGUACGAUGUUAGUUUGCCAUCGUAUUUGACAAAAGCGCAGGUCGGAAUGGCCUUAGCUAGAGAAAUAGGUCAACAUUUCGAUUCGGUUGGAAGGCACUACGGUUUAAAGCUGAAAGGCGCUCAAAACUCAACAUACACUGCCAUGGAAACUUUCAUGAAAAACGUUCUUUUAAAAGAAUUGACAAGAACUUUAGGAAAACGGACGCUCAGAUUGAAGAUUGAUCCUGAAUUAUCAAUCAAAGAUCGAAUUGCUGAAAAUACAGGAUUUCGUUUGGUCUCUGAACACCUGGAAAAUUUGGACCAAGAGCCAUUACUGCCUUUCAUAAUGAAGACAUUUUCCCGAGAAAAAAUAUUUUUUAUAGCUGUUGCACAAGAAUAUUGUACAGAAAUAGAUCCCUACAAAUACAUGAAAGAUGCUUUUGAAUCAGAAACGUUGCCGGCACCAAUGAGGGUGGAAAAUAUAGUGUCCAACUCGGAAAUUUUUUCUGCGACGUUCGGGUGUCCUGAAGGAUCCAAGAUGAAUGAUAAUCCUGCUAAAAGUCAAUUCCCUUAUCUCACAAAAUCAGAAGAUUACGCUUAUUACGAAAAUGAAAAUUACAAGGACUCAUUGUAAAGUUUUUUACAAAUAUUUAUUAAUUUAGCUGUACAUACAUCUUGUUAAUUUUUAUGUCAUAUGAAUUAUGCAGUUAUUAAUUACUUGAAUACUAAAUAAGAGUGUGA
Agrilus planipennis (emerald ash borer) is the source of this 3508-nucleotide messenger RNA. RefSeq names its product endothelin-converting enzyme homolog. NCBI's taxonomy places the organism in Eukaryota, Metazoa, Arthropoda, Insecta, Coleoptera, Buprestidae. Gene Ontology annotation, molecular function: metalloendopeptidase activity. Gene Ontology annotation, cellular component: plasma membrane. Bases 81 to 3401 code for a protein of 1106 amino acids. The record is from RefSeq and is a predicted model, not a curated record. Gene Ontology annotation, biological process: protein processing. The transcript is spliced from 10 exons.